Messenger RNA from Linum tenue, 1798 nucleotides. The record is from the annotation of a GenBank genome assembly. NCBI's taxonomy places the organism in Eukaryota, Viridiplantae, Streptophyta, Magnoliopsida, Malpighiales, Linaceae.
CAAAAAGAGUGGUGUAUUUAUUGCCCACUUAUUCUUCAACCCACUCACUUCACUCACUCACUGCUGCUCUCCCUUCAGGAUUUUGCUUUGAUUCACUCUCUCACUUCACUUCCCUUCCCAGCCUCACUAGUCACUACUCACUAGUUUUAGUCAGAGAAACAAGGAAAACCCAUUACCAAACAAAAACAAACAAAACACUCUCUGCAGCAGAGAGCCAGAGCAGCAUUUUGAUCUUCGUGCUUCUUAUUGGCAGCAAUAGUAGUAGUAGUUGUAGGGGAGGAAAAAUUUAUUGCUUCUCUUUCUACCUUCUUCAUCUUUUCUUUAAACCCACCUUUCCCAAUUCCCUCACCAAACCCGUUACCACAGCCAAAGCUCGAGUCUUUCUACAGAGCAGAGUCUACUGUACUGAUAGGAGAAAGUAUGUUUGCAGCAGAGAACGGGCUGAAGGGAGACCCAAGGCUUGAGGCCAUCUCCCAGGCUAUUAGGGUUGUCCCUCACUUCCCCAAGAAAGGUAUAAUGUUUCAAGAUAUAACGACCCUUUUGCUGGAUCAUAAGGCGUUCCAGGAUACGGUGGAUAUCUUUGUCGAUCGUUACAGGAACAUGGACAUUUCCGUAGUCGCUGGGAUUGAAGCUAGGGGUUUCAUGUUUGGUCCCUCGAUCGCUUUAGCCAUUGGAGCGAAAUUUGUACCCUUGAGGAAGCCGAAAAAGUUGCCCGGUAAGGCGUAGUAUGUUGAAUAGGGGCAAUGCAACAAUGUUUGUUUCCAAAAUUGUGGCUAGUUUUGAAAGUAUUGGCUCUUGGGGGUCUUAAGUUUAUGUCAAGGGUUGAAUCCCAUCUCUAGGGGGUGUUUGAACUCGGACUAAAUACCAUGCAGGUAAAGUGAUAUGCGAAGAAUAUGAGCUGGAGUAUGGAACAGACUGCUUAGAGAUGCAGGUAGAUGCUGUGCAGCCAGGGGAUCGUGCGUUGAUAGUCGAUGAUCUGGUCGCUACAGGUGGAACACUGUCAGCAGCGAUAAGGCUCUUGGAACGCAUGGGGGCGCAAGUUGUAGAAUGUGGAUGUGUGGUUGGUUUGCCUGAAGUCAAGGGGCAGUGUAGGCUGAAUGGAAAACCAGUGUAUAUCCUCGUGGAGCCUCGAGAAAUAGACAAUUGCCGCCAUGGUUUGUAUGCAUGCAAGUUCUCCCUCAUGCCUUUCGUGUUGCGGUUUAACUAAUUCAAACUGCACUUCUUUUGCCAGCAGAUAUCUCCUCUGAGUUUCUGAAUGUGCAAUGCUCUGGCUGACUUGGGGGAGAACCAAGGGAUGAAGUUUGAGCAACUGCAGAACAAAUGUCUGCGCGGUUUUCUCCACUCUCGUAUGCGCGCCUUCUGUUCAAGUUUGGGGCAGCCGAAUGUUCCACGGUAGCUUUGUGUAGUAGCAGUAGUAGUCUUCUCUUUCUUGUGGCGGUUUUUACUUUAUGCAUUGAUAGUUGUCUUUAGGGCCUGUGUUGUAACUUAAGAGAAUGAGCAAUUUAGAAAGAAGACUUUGGCAUAGAUCAAUGAUGUAUCAUUCAAUUCAUUUGUGGUUUUAGUCUGAAUCUCAUCUCUUUCCCCACAUGAAAGGGUUUCUGUACGAAUUUGGCUAUGGUGUUGAUGCAAAUCUGAUCAGUGCGUCGUGCCGUGCGUACUUAUAUCGUCAGGUUGCUCCCCUGCUCUAUCUGUGCUGAUGCAAUGAAAUGCACUGAACGCCCAGCAACAGCACUGCAUCGCAACUGCAUUUUGGAUUUUACAAUGAGAAAGAUUCGAUUCCAUCUGGGCAGAUUUGUUC